Molecule: messenger RNA, 1799 nt
Organism: Styela clava
Lineage: Eukaryota; Metazoa; Chordata; Ascidiacea; Stolidobranchia; Styelidae
Source: RefSeq, a predicted model, not a curated record
UAUAGAUACAAAUGCUCAAUACAUCACCAUCAUACAGACUUGUGACUCGCAAACGAAUAUAUACUUGAGAUUCAUAGAAUACUACUAUAUUCGGUACUCCCGUAUUGUGUGAGCCAGGCCAUAAUUUCAUUCCGAUUUUUAUUUUAUUCCAAUUUUAUUACGAGUUCGGGUACCGUCUGUGUUAGCCAAGUUAAUAUACCUCCUGAUCAUAUGUUUCAGGCCCUUUAGACAACUUGAUGUAAAGUAGGCGAACAAAAUUAGUUACCUCCAUAUUGAUACACACACUUCUGGAGCGCCAACUAUUGUAGUAUAAUGAACUUUGGUGGAAUCGGUUUGUUUGUCGAUUUUUAUUUAGGCCAUAGAAUAACUCUUCAAUGUGGGAACGGUUUAUUCCGCCACGAUCUCCACCGAUCUUUUCAAAAUCGUGCUCUGCAUAGGCAGCAUUGCACUGUAGUGACUGACAAUAAUAAUCACUGAAGCGACACUGAACCUACAGGAAUGCAUAUAUCGAAUUAAGUAUAAUUCAAAUCUCAACUCUUUUUUUAUAAAUACUUUCCGUCCUAUAUUGUCCUUUCAGAAUCAAUUCCAGAUGAGUUGCAAGAAGUAGAUGUAAAUAUAUUUACAGAUGAAGAUUGUAGAAAAAUGCAUCAUACUCCGGGACUGGAUGGUUCAUUUACCAAAAGUCAUUUUUGUGCGGGCCACCUUGAAGGGAAGAAAGAUACAUGCGGUGGUGACAGCGGCGGACCACUCCUGUGCGAAGAAAAUAGCAAGUACAUUGUACACGGAAUAACAAGCAGUGGCCCAGCAGAGUGUGGAAAGAAAAAUAAACCGGGUAUUUACACAAGGGUCAGCGAUUUUAUCACGUGGAUCGAAAAAACGAUGAAUGGAUUUCGUUAUCAUUGGUUCAAGUGGAAAAGAAAUAAAUGCAGUGUGACAUGUGGUAGAGGACAAAGAACAGAGACAAGAACUUGUCUUGACAAAGAUGACAAACUUGCAACAGAAUGUGACGGAAUUUCCAGACGAAAUAUUCCGUGUCGAAACCCUCCUUGCAUUAAAUACCAUUGGUCUCCUUGGAAAACAACUUGCAGUGUAACAUGUAAUAAAGGAAUCGCAACUAGCACUCGAUAUUGUGCUGAUGCAAACGACGCACCGACGUUUCCCAAUAACUGUCCUGGCCAAGAUAAGAAGAUUGAACCGUGUGUAUUGCUAAGGCGCAUUGGAUUUCACUGGACUGAUUGGGUCCCAACCUGCAGCGCAAUAUGUGGAGAAGAAACUGAAACGAGCACUCAAAACUGUGUGGACGAUAAAGACAAUCCAUCGAAACCGGACAACUCCACUGGCGAAAAAAAGAAAAUUGAAACAUGUGUUAAACCAGAAUGCAUUGAAUACCAUUGGGGAGAAUGGUUCAAGGCCACUGAAUGUAGCGCCUCAUGUGGAACUGGAGAAAUCGAAAUGAAAAGAAAAUGUCUUGAUUCUGACAACGUCGAAGUUCUUGAUACAAGUAAAUGUAAUCCCGGGAAAGAUGUUGAACUUCGCACUUGCAAUCUAAAACCAUGUCCAGAAGAAUCCUCAACAUCGUACCACUGGGGUCAAUGGAGGUCGUGGUCGACCUGUCGUCUUCGUAUGAGAGGUGGAAAUGUUUGCAACGGAUUUAAAUCAUCCACUCGGGACUGUUUAAUAGGAUCAGAGGACGUCAACCCUCGAAGAUGCAGUGAUGAAUAUCCUGGUGAAGACUAUUAUCGCGAGUCAUCGUGUAGAAUGAAAACAAGCAAUUGCCCUUGAAAAAAAACACUGUUAUA